Molecule: messenger RNA, 342 nt
Organism: Rotaria sordida
Lineage: Eukaryota; Metazoa; Rotifera; Eurotatoria; Philodinida; Philodinidae
Source: the annotation of a GenBank genome assembly
AUGAAAAAGAAAACUACAAAAACAAUUGUAGGAAUGUCCUCUGAUCAUGACACUUUCUUUGUCGAUCUUCAUGUUGAUGAAAAACCAUCGUUCAGUAGUUCUCAAUCUAAGACAGACACAUUUUCAUCUGAAGGUUUAUGUUAUUGGAGCAAAGCAUUAUUUGUCGGUUUAAUUACGGUGUGUAUCAUUGCUAUUAUUCUUGUUCUUCUGUUUUUCGUUAUUGGAAAAAAAUUUAAGAAAAAUAAACGAUCAACAACAACGAGCACAAUUACAACAGCAAAAGAAGUAGAAGUGAAAGAUAUAUCAUCAAGCCCAAAAUAUCAGCCAGUGCCAAAUGUUUAA